CAGUCGCGUUCCAUUUUUGGAUUUUUGAGUUCUGAGGAUUUUGGAUGGAUUGAUUGAUGACACGGAUUUUGAUUCCAUGAUCUAUGAUUCAUUCGAUUAAAUUAGAGAGAUGAUGAUGCCAACUUGACAGAGGUGCCGUACCGUACGUACUUCGUACAAACCCGUUCCCGAGGUACGAUAUAACACGAUACGAUACUCGUACUAGUACUCGUAACUCGUAUCGUAAAUCCAUCAAAAGGAGUUGGAACUUUUACCCACAGCAACACAACACACUUUACAAACACAGAGCCGAAAAGGAUGAAGCGGUGGCACACCGUUCUCAUGUUGGGGUUGGUGUGCGUUUCGUCUCGGGCAGGCGGUUUCUUGCUACGUAGGGGCACAGUCUGGCACGGAGGCUACUCGCGGCGGAUCUGCCUUGCAGGAAAGAGGGGGACGGGGGCAAGAGCAGCUGUUGUCUCCGCCACGAGAAAUCGCCACCAUCCGCGACGGCUGCCCGCUGUACAUGCACACAGCGAUGCAAGCGCGAAUGCGGACGUCCCGACGAUCCGCGACAGCGAGGUGCAGGAGCGGAGGAAGCCUCUGGCGUCUUCCCACCAACCAGCUUUGUCACGCUGGAACGGAAACAUGACCAAGUUUUCCGACUUUUCCACCCACGUGGAGGUGGCGAACGGGGACGCACCGGUGACUGUCGAGACUGCCAUUCUGCGAUCGAUGCUCGCCCUCGGUAGCGCUCCGAACGCAAUCCGUGGCGGUGGAGACGGCGGAACAGCCGCUGCGUCCGAAACAAACCGAGGCGUCUUCGUCAUCGAAGACGACCCCCGAGAGGUUGGCAGACGGGUCGACGAGGCAGGCCAGGCCGCAAGAACCAUAGGCAGCCGGUUGAAAGACCACCCCCAGAACCAGCCGAUUAGCCCCCGCGAAAUGCUCUAUCUGGGUUCCGUUUGGUACCUACCGGCCGAACACUAUCGCAAAAAUCAAGAAUUGGAAUUGGAACAAAACCAGCAGCAACAACAGCAACAGCAACUGGGUCGGGAAACGAACAAGAAAACCAACCAGUACAAACCACACAACAGAGUAAAACCGGUUCGAUUGUCCCUGUCCAAUGCUACCAUGGUGCUACAGGGCGGCGAUUACCUUCGAAUCCACCACACCCCGAGGCGGUUUCACAGGGUGUACGAGGCCGACUGGUCCUUUCCAUCUAGCAACAGCACCGCUCACCAGACGGACGACAGCCCUAUCGAAAGCGACAAAAACGGAUCUCUUCCGAUGGUCAUUCAGCAGCGAGGCCGCGGGUAUUGCAUCAUCGACAAGCCGCCGCUCAUACCCGUGCAUUCCACAGUGGACAACAACGUUGAGACCGUUGCCAGCCAGCUUCUGCUCUCCCUGGAAGAAGAACAGCGACAACAACGGAACGCGAGCGACCACGAUGCGGUGGAUCCACCCUAUUUGGUCCCGGUUCAGCGCAUCGACGUCAAUACCUCGGGUCUGCUGGUCUUGGCGACAUCGCCCGAAUUCGCAGCAUACUUUUCGGAGCUUCUCCGACGCAAAACCGCAACGAUCCUAGACCAGAGCGGGAACAGCACAGGCACGGGCAAAAGUGCCAGGCAAAAAACAAACAACACCACUGGUCGUAGCAACAAGGGCGAUGGGGUACCCACUGUGGGCAUUCAAAAAGGAUACAAGUGCCUGGUCUGUAUCCAGCCCGACAAAAGCAGCGGUGAAUCCGUAGUGGAAGCAUGGCGGCGUCUCUCGAAUCUGCAGCGACCAAAAGACCAAUCCCCGUCAAAAGACGACAACGGUGGCAGCGAGGCCGCCGUCAGAGGAAGCAUAAUUCGUCACUACCUCAAGGCCUCAGAUCGGGCACCCAAGUUGUUUGUCGACACCUUGCCCGAGGAAGCGAACGGCGACGAUGAUUCCAAGUGGUACGAAUGCCUCAUGGAGAUCACGGAUGUCGGAGAACCCAUCCCUCUCUUUUCCUCCGACUCAAUCCAGAGGGGAGGACCGGCCGAUGGCCUCUGGCCGAAAGCAGCGAUCGACGGUGGGUUUCAAAGCCGAAUCCCUCCCAAUACCAAGGCGGUGGCCGAGGUCGAAGUCUCCCUCAUCACCGGGAGGACCCACCAGAUCCGGGGGCAGCUGAGCAAGCUCGGCUAUCCGAUCGUGGGAGACGAACAAUACGGGGGAGCGCUGCAGCUGCCCGAGAUAUCGGGCAUUUCACACGAAACAGGGAGCUUCGAUGGCGGCCGAGUGGAAUCGGAGGGACCACUCCCGCCGCAGCUCCUGGCCCUCCAGUGUUCCUACGUCGGGUUUCCGGAGGCCGAGUACGAGCUGACAUGGCACAAGAAAAAACGGAGGGACGUCCUCAGGGGCCGCCCGAGCAAGAGCGGCCGAACGAUCCAGCAAACGCUGGAACGCGCCUGGUGGACCCCUGUGCUGGAGCAACUCGGGGCUUCCGAAGAAACCGGCGAACCACGGUUCAGCGACAUCGACUUCGAAGACGGGCCGCACGAAAGGACCGCUCCGAUCGAAUCCAGUGUGGAAGCGCAACGAGCGAGGGACGCCGAAACCACCUCCGAAGCGAUGGUUCGCCCGGAUCUGUUGCCCCCGGCGGUUCAGCUCUCCCCCGGCCGCAACAAAUACAUCGUUGCCAGGCUCCGCGACCCAAUCACGGACCGGUUGCGGUGGUUUGUGAGGAGCGCCCCCCUUCCCUACCACGCCGACGUGGCCCUCGACCUGCUCGAGUGGAUAGGCAGCGUUCCGGGGUAUACGGAGACAAGGGUCGAGGUAACGGGGGGGGGUCGCAUCGACUACGACGAGGCAUUGUCGACGGUGAGCGUCUACGGCUUUUCCUACCGAUACGGCAAGGGGGAUCACGUCCGGGUGGCACAGCUGAUCCAAGAUUCCUCGUUCGGUGGCGACAACACGGUGUCUUACGACUUGUCCGACGCGCUGUAUUGAGGGGAAUGAUAUACACGACUGGGACGAUUCGCUCAAAUAAAUAGAAACAUCCAUUGCAACGAUGAAACGCCAAAAUUCCCUCCUUUUGCGUAGUAAAUAAUGUACGCAUGA
Messenger RNA from Pseudo-nitzschia multistriata, 3066 nucleotides. The record is from the annotation of a GenBank genome assembly. Lineage: Eukaryota; Bacillariophyta; Bacillariophyceae; Bacillariales; Bacillariaceae.